Messenger RNA from Acanthaster planci (crown-of-thorns starfish), 6117 nucleotides. Its product is annotated as thioredoxin reductase 1, cytoplasmic-like. Gene Ontology annotation, molecular function: glutathione-disulfide reductase (NADPH) activity; flavin adenine dinucleotide binding; thioredoxin-disulfide reductase (NADPH) activity. The record is from RefSeq and is a predicted model, not a curated record. Gene Ontology annotation, biological process: cell redox homeostasis; glutathione metabolic process; cellular response to oxidative stress. Gene Ontology annotation, cellular component: mitochondrion; cytosol. Lineage: Eukaryota; Metazoa; Echinodermata; Asteroidea; Valvatida; Acanthasteridae.
UCACCAAAUAAAUUUUGAGUAGGCGCAAGGCCUACACGAAUUCAGUUGUUUUUUCUUCUCCAGGUCUAUGGUUGUUUCAAAUGCACGAAGUGAAGAACUCAAGUUAUUUCUGUUAUGAGUUUAUUUUCGUCAUAAUUUUAUGUUCCUUGAUUAAUAGGGGCUCCGAUAUGAUCAAUGUGAACGUCAUCAUAACAAGGCGUUAUCCCCGGUCUCAUUUACCUUUGACUCGACGUUGGUGGCGCGAAAAACGGUGCAGGGUUCUCGUUCGUUGAAAUGCUGCUGAUAUCAUACCUAUCGCCCGCAUGAUACAAUGUAUGAUAAAUUCGACACACUUGUGUUACGGCGCAGUACAGUAGAGACGACCGAGUCCAUUUCAUAAUUAUGGACUUGCUGGUUAACUAAUACCCGGGACGGGGCCUUACAUGUCUUGUAUGUACAUGUAGCAAGCUAGCUGUGCCCACUAUUAUUCCAGUUUGUGGGUUCGUUGUGUUUUAUUUCUCCAUGGUUGGGCAUAGGCCUAACCGAGAAGAUACUGUUAAAGUGUGACACUGGUAGUUGAUGGGACUGUUUGGGUAGAGUUUUCCAAGACGUCUCCUGUUUCCCCCAGACUGCUCGCCGAAUAAAAUAGAUCCACCCGAUCGAAUAAAUUUACUUGUCAGUCGGAUCGGAGCACGUGGUAAACUGCGUGACUCCACGCUAUGCCUCCCACGAACAUGGCCACCGCCGGGAGCCUGCAAGCCACGGUCCUGCAGCACAUUAACCAGAAUGAUGUGAUGAUAUUCAGUAAAACAACCUGUCCAUUCUGUGAUAAGGUGAAGGCACUUUUCACCUCACUCAAAAUACCGUUUCAUGCUCUGGACCUCGAUCAACAAGACAAUGGUGCAGACAUCCAGAAGACACUACAGGACAUGACCGGCCAGCGGACGGUCCCCAACGUCUUCAUCAAAGGCAAGCAUCUAGGGGGCUGUGAUGACACGAUGAAGGCCAAUGCCGAGGGCCGACUGGCCCAGCUGAUGAACCCUGAUGCCGCGACUAACACCUACGACUAUGAUCUCAUUGUCAUCGGCGGUGGGUCAGGUGGCCUGGCAGCAGCCAAGGAAGCUGCCUCGUUUGGGAAGAAAGUGGCCGUGUGUGAUUUUGUGAAACCUUCCCCAAAAGGAACAACAUGGGGUUUGGGCGGGACAUGCGUGAAUGUUGGCUGUAUCCCAAAGAAACUAAUGCAUCAGGCAGCUCUGCUAGGUGAGGCUUUGAAGGAUGCAAAGAAGUAUGGAUGGGAGGUGUCCGAAUCUGCUAAACAUGAGUGGAAUCUGCUUGUAGAAGGGGUUCAGGACCACAUUGGGUCUUUGAACUGGGGCUACAAAGUGGCGUUGAGAGAUCAGAGUGUCACCUAUGUCAAUGCCUUUGCCGAGUUUGUUGACGAGCACACGAUAAAGACUGUCAACAGGAAAAACAAAGUGCAGAUGAUGCAGUCGGAACGCUUCCUGCUGGCAACCGGAAUGAGGCCUCGCUACCCAGACGUCCCAGGUCUCAAGGAAUAUGCCAUCACCAGUGAUGACCUGUUCUCCCUGCGUUACUGCCCGGGCAAGACGUUAUGCAUCGGGGCUUCCUAUGUGUCCCUGGAGUGCGCUGGGUUCCUGAACGGCAUGGGGCUGGACGUCACGGUCAUGGUUCGCUCCAUCCUGCUGCGAGGCUUUGACCAGGACAUGGCAGAGAAAGUGGGCGUGAGCAUGGAGAAGCACGGCAUUGAGUUCAUCAGACCGGCCAUUCCCAAGAAGAUUGAGAAAGUACAAGAUGGAGAACCGGGCCUGUAUAGAGUGACGUACACACCCACCCUGGGCGGAGAGGAGAAGGUCUUUGAAUGCAACACGGUCCUGGUGGCAGUUGGACGGGAUGCCUGCACAAACAACAUUGGCCUGGACAAAGUCGGCGUAUUGAUUAACCCAAAGAACGGGAAGAUCCCAGUGGUCAGCGAGCAGACGAACAUUCCUCACAUCUACGCAGUGGGUGACAUCAUUGAGGGUAACCUGGAGCUAACGCCGGUGGCCAUCCAAGCGGGCCGUCUGCUGGCGCGCAGGCUGUAUGGUGGGAGAACGGAACAGUGUGACUAUGUGAAUGUUGCCACGACUGUCUUCACCCCACUGGAGUACGGCAGCUGUGGACUGUCAGAGGAAGACGCCAUUGAGAAAUAUGGUGGAAGUAAUAUUGAGGUGUACCAUACUAUGUACCAGCCACUUGAGUAUACAGUUGCCCAUAGAGACAGCGACGGUUGCUAUGCAAAGAUAAUCUGCAAUACACUGGAUUCGGAGAAGGUUGUUGGCAUGCACAUCUUGGGGCCCAACGCGGGCGAGGUAAUGCAAGGCUACGCGGUCGCCAUCAAGUGCGGCGCCACCAAGGCACAGUUUGAUGCGACCAUCGGUAUCCAUCCCACCGUGUCGGAGGUGUUUACGACCUUGGAGACCACCAAGAGGUCAGGGGCUAACGUCCAAGCAACAGGCUGCUGAGGUUAGACCCUGCCAUCGCACACACCCACACAGUCGUCCACUUAGAGAGCCACCAGCCAUAAGUUUAUACCCAGUCGUGCCUAGUAUCAGCCCUUAAGCUCUCUGGAAGUUUCUGGUAGUACACCAAGUACCUCAAAUCUUGUAUGUCACAUCGCUCUUUAACCUAACAGGCCUUUAGUGAAUCACUGACUCUGUUUUCUUGUUUAUCCAUUUCUUCCAAAAUUGGUUUACUUCUUGUUUGAUUAUGUCUUCUUCAGAUGAAAAAAAAGUGCAGCUCCAACUUGUGUAUUAUGCUGAAACAUUGGCUGUUAUUUAAAAUUUAGCAGCUGGAACCACGUUUAACUUUUUCUUUUCUGCUUCACGGUUUGAAAGUAGAAAAGUCUGCCUCACUUUUAUGUUAACUGCACAAAAAAUUUUUUUCCUUACAUUUUUUUAGCUUAUGUGACUAAUACUUAGUUAUUUAGAAUGGUACUUUGUGCACGACUCAUUAAGGCUCUCUGUGAGGAAGACUAGUGCAUUGUGGGUGUCGAUGGUGGGGUUACCACAAGAGGAGUAGGAGGAGAUGUGGAGCAGAACGUUACAUCUGCCGCACUUGGUAGCGUGACACCGUGCAUGAUGAUGGCCUUUCCCUCAAACCCACUCUGUUGGGCGGGGACAGGCCUGAUGGGGCAUUGUCUUGUUCUGCCGUUAAACAGUAAAAAAUUCUGUCUGGAAAAAGAAAAAUUUCGUAAAAACCCAUGAAACACAACCGGUGAACAUGUCCCACUAGAUUUGGCUCGCCUUUCUUGAAACAACCCCUAGAGCCAAGACGAAGCAUAUUUGACCGGUUUCCGGCAUGAGGUUUUGCCACCUUUAGCUGGUGCUCAGUUUCAUGUUUGCUGAUCUAGCAGAUUUGUUCAGGUAAAUUUGUAUGGUUUCCUUGUUAGGACCAUACUGUGGAUGUUCUGAGUUUAUCACCCAUGUGGAUAAACUUGAAAUUCCAAAAGCUGUCAAAUUUAUCGGCAAGGUAUGCCGGCUUGUCAUUUUCUAGCACUUAAGUUUAAGUGUACAUAAUGUUUCCAGACAGAAUUUCUUAAUGUGUGAAAUGCCAAUUUUUUUCAUUGCUUUUCUAGAUUGCUUGAAAAUCUUUUUAUUCCUAAUUAUAAAUAGGAAUUUGAUUGCUGUAAAACAAGCACAUUCCCGUCAAAUAUUUCAUUUAACCAUUACCGGGGUAUUUCGCAGUCGGAAUAUUUCCAAAGACAAGUUUGGAAUUGAUUUCCGAUUUGUUUUCAGGAAAAAAAGAAUGAGAUUUUUUUCAGUCACUCUGUCCCCUGUGUAAUUUUACGUCAAAGUUAACAGGAUGUCAGCCUUUUUAUUUUUAUUUACCGUAUUAUAUUCAUACAAAUGUUGUAUACUUUAAUUUGUUUGAGAUGGUGAUGAAAAGAGGACAUCUUUUACAAAAUAAGAACAAUCCUUUGGGGACAUUUAACAAGAAUUAAGAUACAAUCUUUUGGUGGGGGAUCAAUCUCUUAUAACAAGAACAUACUCUUUACCCCUCUCUUUCUUUGCAAAUGGAGUGAAUGCUAUAAAAUUGUAUAUAAUGUGUUAAUCUAUUGAAAAGAAAACCAACCAAACUCUGAACAAGAUCGCACAAAUAGGGCAUUUUUACACAAAGAUGUCAAGGUAUAUUUGAUACCAAGUCACAGAUUUUGUGUUGGAGAUUAGAAGUGUUCUGAAGAGUUUCCCUGCUGAUGAAGUUGCUGUGGCUUAAUCUGGUCUUUUUACAAGAGUUUCCGUCAAGGCGUAUGUCAGUUUGUUCGCUAGCACUGCUCUCCGUUGGCUGCGAUGCAUUUGGAUGUCCAGCAUAUUUUUUCUUGUUAACCUGCUACAGAUCAUCAAUCUCUUAUAUUUGAAAGUUUCCUGUUGGCCUAUACAUCAUUAGAAAUUGACAAAUAUUGCACAAAGUUCUGUGCAGCUGUGUAUUUUUUUUUCUUUCUUUUUGGUUUCAUGCCAGCAUUUCUGAAACAGUUUUGCAUAUCAAAAGGUUGAAAGCAUGCAAAAUUUUGUUGUAAAUAUGUCAGUCCACUGCCAGCCUAUUGGAUGGACGAAAACACAUACAUGUACAGUAUAUGAAUUAUUGCACCGUCCUCAAGCAAUCCAAAGUAUAUAUAAAAAAGACAAGUCUUUCAUUGCCUUGAAAGGGUUAACAUUUAAACUAACACUCAGAUUUGAUUCAGAAGAGAAGUGUGCUGUGAAUAGUGUCAUUGUGGUAGUGCAGACUUGUCUGGAAUGACUGCCAUCUAAAAGUCAUGCAUCGGUGAUUCCAUGCUUACGAGCUGGUCAGAUGCGCACCGCCUUUCGGUGUUUCUCAAACACCGGUGUUAAGUUUGUAGCUUGCCAAAAUGCAUGUGCAUCUGAAACAAAGAAGGCAUCGUCUGCUGCCUGGCUGAAGGCCAUAUUAAGAAAGCUGUUGGAGUGUUGAAUUGUGUUUCCAAAGAAAAUCCCGAAUACCUGUCCACUGGGUACACAACGAUAUGUUGACACGUGUGAGCCCUGGAACUGUCUCAGAGGAGUUACAUGUAUACCUUGUGUUUGUGGCGACCAGAUUUGCCCGCUGAAUCUGAAAAUUGCUGCUAGGGAGCUUGUGUAUUGUAACUUUCCAUCGCGGUUUUGCAUGCAACAGGAGCCUGUUUGCCCUACAGAGUGAAUUCCAAAAUGGCCGCCGAUCAACGAGCGGCUCGUAGAACAACAGGUUUCAGUUGUAAACUUAAUGUGUGAGUUGUUGAGCGUCAUAUUUCUGACUUUCGUAGAUUGUCAUUAAGAUCCUGUCAGUUUAGAUUUAAACAUUCUGUCUCAUUUUAACCUUCAGAACUAGCAAAUAACAUUUUGGUAGUAUUGCUUCGAUUGGAGUAAAAAAGUUUUUAGCAGAGUUUAUAAUGGUCAGCUUAAUUCCACUGUCUGGAAUCACCAGCUAUUCUAAUAGGUCAUGAGAAUGUCCAGGAAGAUGUGAAAUUUUAUGAUACGGAGUUUAAAAUUUGUGGGAGUAUAUUUUGCGCUAAUGUCACAUUUUUGGAGAAAAUAUAUCAGCAUCUUUGCUUGAGUUAAAGUUUUAAAUCAUGCAAGAACUUUAUUUCACUCACGAACGUGGUAAAAUUCUUGAAAGUGUGAUUUCAGUCAUUUAUUUGAGACUGCCAGACCCUCACUCGUGAAAUAUCUGCCUGUCAUAGGUAACAUCACAGAAUAUUGAAUAUUUGGUAUUCCAAGCAGCUAAUUUUUUUACAACAAAAGUGAAACACUAGACUAAAAAGAAUCUAAACUAGUUUUGAGUUCCGCUAGUUGAAAUGUGAUUGUGUCAUUUUUUUGUUUAGAUGUCGACCCUGAAUCACAGCUUUGUGCACCUGGUCUGUACAAAAGUACGAGAACUUUUUACAUGUCAGCUUUUUGUUUGCUGUUUUCAGCUUUAAUUUAAAGUGGCCACUCACACCCGUUUCUCGAUGAACUUUCCCCAAGCAAUGGUUAGUUUAUUAUAGAUAUAAAUUGACUGGUGUAAACAAUCUUUGACCUCACAACAGUCUAUUUUUUGUUAACACAAUGAACUGUAUGCAGGAAUAGGAAUAAAGCAUGACAAGAAGUCUGA